Molecule: messenger RNA, 6550 nt
Organism: Python bivittatus (Burmese python)
Lineage: Eukaryota; Metazoa; Chordata; Lepidosauria; Squamata; Pythonidae
Gene: FDFT1
Product: farnesyl-diphosphate farnesyltransferase 1
Biological process (GO): cholesterol biosynthetic process; farnesyl diphosphate metabolic process
Cellular component (GO): endoplasmic reticulum membrane
Molecular function (GO): squalene synthase [NAD(P)H] activity
Source: RefSeq, a predicted model, not a curated record
UGGUUAUUUAUUUCUUUUGUUUCUGCUGAGAAACAAGGGCAGGAGGCUUUUUUUUUAAUGGAUAAGGCAGACGGAUAAGAGAGAGAGAGAAAAAAUAAAAUAAAGCAGAAUGGUAACAGAUGAUAAAUUGCUGACUGAAGGGGGGGCAGUUAUUUUGUAUAUUUUUCUCUUGCUUCAUUAUUAAAAACAAUCCCAGCUUUCUCCCUGUUCAUAAACAUUAUCAAUAGAUAAUGCUGGGGAAAAAAUGAGACGAGGAACACGCUUUCAAGUGGAGCAUGAAUACACUGACUUGGAAUGUUAUUUUAGGUAUAUUUAAUGAAUGUCUUAGCUUACAUAAACCUCUUCAAGAAACAGUAUUAAACACUGAUUUUCAAAUCCCCUUAUCUAGUGAAUAUGUGUUUUCUAGGGCAUAGCCCUGAAAAGGUGCAUGAAUAUCUAUUGAUUAUAACAAUGUCUCAUUGAAUGAAUGUAACCUGUAGGAUGUAGAAUGGGAAGUACAGGUAAGGUAAAUUAAAUACAAUUCUGUAUUAGGAAGCCUAACUCAUAGAUGUAUCUGCUAGGAUACAUUCUAUUAUAAAGUGUUUCUAUAAUAGAAUUACUGAAAUGGACAUGUAACACAAAUCAUUGCCUGCAAGAACUUAUAGACAAUGCCAUCUGUUUAUAAAACCUUCUAUAAAUGAGGAAAUAAAAUUUGUGAAAAUUCUUGUGGUAAAAGACUGAUUGCAUUGGUUAUUUAUUAAGUGUUGAUACUGACCAGCCUUUUAAUAUUCUUGAAUUAUUUGUAUCAAAAGUUCAUUUGCUUGUCAGUAUCUUUUGAAGCAUAUUUUAUGGGAAACAAAUAUUAGACAACUUUGUUUAUCCUUGGUGAACAUGUGUGUGUGUGUCUCCACAAGAAUUACAUGAUAUUGGAACUCUGGUUCCCAAUGUACUUUUUUCUUUUUGCUAAAGUAGCUGAGGGGAGCAAGAAUAAAAUCCAUGGAAGAAUGGGAUCUACUACUUCUUGUCCCACUCAACCAUGUCUCUGAUCAAGGUUGCCAUCACCCAAUGAUGCUGUUAUCCAGAACAAGAAAUAAAUGGUGUUUUAAAAAUGAAAGUUGAUUAAAUAAUCUCUGGUAGUGGUGGCUACUGUUAUUGGAAUAUUAUGUGUUUCUCUAGAUACGUCUACAGAAAUGACACAUUACAGAGAAUUAGAGGAUGGUAUCCGUCAGUUUUCCUCUCCAGAUCAUUUAAUAGCAAUAAUGGAAACCUGAUCUGCAAAGCCAUUAAACCAUAUAUUAUAGUUUCUGUGGAUUACAAUCCAUGCCAUUUCUAAUUUUUUUCCCACUAUGCUCCAGAUAAAUAUACACUGAAUGUUGCAAUGUAUUGUGGGAAAGUUACUGGUUUUAAGUUUGUUUUCAAAUUAAACAACUAUACUGCUCCUAGGAAAAAGUGGCCAAGGAAGUAGGAAGAUCAGGGUAGGAAGUUCACUUCAUAGCUGUGUUCACACAAUACACUUAUUGUUUUUUGGGGGUUAAUUCACCUAGAAUUCAGUAACCACAGCAAAGCUAACCAAGGUUAACAUUAACCAUGUUAAUGAAGUGCUUGAUCUUGUUAAGCAUAUUAUGGCAACCCAAGUGUCAGUACAACUUGGAUAAUGAUGUGACAUAGGACCCAGUGGGGUGUUUGAGUCCUAGCAUAAAAUCAGAGAAUGUAUGAGUUGGGAGCUAUAGACCUCUUAGUACAACCCACUGCUCAGUACAGACCCAGUUUGAAAAUCUCUCCAUCAAGGUAGACUGUUCCGUGGCUUAACUGUCAAAUGUUCUGAAAAUUCCUCCCAACACCCAGUGUUAAUAUUCUUUAAUUUCAACCCAUUACAUUUUGUUCUGCUGUCAGUUUCAACAGAAAACAGCUCAUCCUCUUGCACCUGACAGCCUUUUAGAUGCCUAUAGACUAUUACUGUAUUGCCCCUUAGUCUUCACCUUUACAAGCAGUUCUUCAAGGAGGAGGAUCUCUGUCCUAGGCCUGCUGAUCAAUCCUUUCCCACUUUGGAUGGCCAGGUUCACAAAUGAUGCUCUAAAUUGUGGCCUUUUCAACCAGGAAUAAAAAACCAUAAUGGCUGGUUUCACACCCCACACCAAAUAGUGUAAACAAAGCAUAUUAUAGUUUAGCAUGAUGUGUAACUCCGGUAUUCAUCAUACGAGGCGCUGGCAUUGUGGUUUGCAAACCACGCUUUAUGACGCAAACCUUGCUAAUUGGGUCUGUUCGGUAAAGUAUUAUUAAGCAAGCCUGUAUGUGAUGCGCGCUCGGCAGGUGGUAAGGCCUGUUUCCCCGACGCUGAGCCUCUUUGAAUUUAGCAGGAUUCGCCCCGCAAGGUACGGAUAAAAGCGCGCCUCGAGGCUCCCCUCCCGAUGCGCUUAUAUUCGCUCCUCUCGUAUCCCUCGCGGCCCUUCCCCCUCCUCGCGCUGGCUGCUGGGCGGGGCUAUGCGCGGGGAGGGGACAAUGUUCAGGAUCUGAAAGCGGGGCGGUGGGUGUGUCUCGCCUCGGGGGCGCCCCGGAACCACUUCCCUGCUCCGUAGCCCCAGCCUUGGGGUGCCUUGCGAGGGGCGUAGGGGGCGGCCGGCCAGCCGUGCGCCUCUCCAGCCGCGCGUGCGUUUUCCAUGGCCAGCUGCAGCUCCAAGGCCGCUGCGUCCCUUUUCAAGCGCACCUUGGCCUUUUCUCCGCCCCGUGCGGGUGGCGGCGGGUCGGGUUCCUGCUUGACUGGCGGUGGCCGGCUGCGGACCUGCGGCGGCACCUCCCGCCUCCCGCAGUGGUCGCGGCCUCGCUUUCUGACCGCUCAGGCUGCCCCUCCGCCUGUGCUCCUUUUGCAGGACUCGCUCAGCGACAGCCUCCGGGUAUGUUACAAGUACUUGAACCAAACCAGCCGGAGCUUCGCCGCCGUUAUCCAAGCCCUGGACGGGGAGUUGCGCCAUGCAGUGUGCAUCUUCUACUUGGUUCUCCGUGCUUUAGAUACUGUUGAGGAUGACAUGACAAUCAGCCUUGAAGCGAAGAUCCCCAUGUUACACAAUUUUCACUCCUAUUUGUACCAGCCAGACUGGAAAUUUAUGGACAGCAAAGAGAAGGACAGACAGGUGCUGGAAGACUUUCCAACGAUUUCCUUGGAGUUCCGGAACCUGGCAAAAGUCUAUCAGGAUGUGAUUUCCGACAUUUGUCACAAGAUGGGUUUUGGUAUGGCUGAAUUUUUGGAAAAGAAGGUGAAUUCUAACAAGGAGUGGGACAAGUAUUGCCACUACGUUGCUGGCCUGGUGGGAAUUGGCCUCUCCAGGCUCUUCUCUGCCUCAGAAUUGGAAGAUCCUCUUGUCGGCCAAGACGUAGAACUGGCCAACUCCAUGGGUCUCUUUCUGCAGAAAACCAACAUCAUUAGGGACUAUCUGGAGGACCAACUUGAGGGCAGAGAAUUCUGGCCCAGAGAGGUUUGGAGCAAGUAUGUGAAGAAACUAUCAGAUCUGGCUAAGCCAGAGAACAUUGACAAAGCCGUCCAGUGUAUGAAUGAGCUCAUUACCAAUGCUCUACAUCAUGUUCCUGAUGUCUUGACAUAUUUGUCCCGCUUGAAGAAUCAAAGCGUGUUCAAUUUCUGUGCUAUUCCACAGGUGAUGGCUAUAGCUACCUUGGCAGCCUGCUACAACAACCAGCAGAUCUUCAAAGGGGUGGUGAAGAUUCGAAAGGGACAAGCAGUCACAUUGAUGAUGGAUGCUACUAACAUACAGGCUGUCAAAGCCAUCAUGUACCAGUAUGUGGAAGAGAUCUACCAGAAGAUCCCAAGCACAGACCCUUCCUCCACCAAAACUCAACAGAUUGUCACCACUGUCCAAUCCAUGAGCUUACCCAGUGGUACCCUGGUCUCCCGGACCCAUUAUUCACCCAUCUAUUUUUCUUGCAUUAUGAUUUUAGCUGCCUUGAGCUGGCAGUAUCUGAACACUGUCUCAAAAGCAGCAGAGGAAUAUGUGCACACUGGUGAGAACUGAGAGUGGAGCUCUUUUGUGCUGUGGUUGGAAGGGGAAUAUUUUGAAAUGGGAGAACUUUUUGGAGUCCCAGGAAUGUAAGGAGCAGGACUGUGAAUGUUUCAUUGCAAGCUGGUUGAACUGGAAGCCUUCACUUAAAAGCAUCUGCUGCUGGUUUUGAAGCCUCUAACAGUUUCCCAUGGAGACUUCUGCUUUUUUUUUCCAGCUAAACUAGCUAUGGUCAAUUUUGGUUGAGUCUUACUUAAUAUUUUCUUUUCUGCAGUUUGAUCUGCAUUUGUUUUUGAUGUGUUUUUUUAACUCUGAUGUUUCAAAGUAUUUGUGAAUUUUGACAGUAAAAAUGUGGUGAUAAAACCACUUUUCUAUUUCCUGCUGUAAUUCAAGCACGGCGUCUUCUGAUCAAAGCUCAUACUAUGUCUUAAGUUGCACUAAUUUAGGAAUUAGUCCUUGCGUUAACUUUGAAGAUAGAGAUUUGUCUUAUUGCAUGGUUAUUUUUCCUUUUCCACAAACUUUAUUGUGGCUAUUGGAAAGGUUUCUAUAUUGUAAUAUGCAAGGAAUUUUGAGGACAGAUAAGGAGGGAAGUUGUAUAAGCCUGUGAGAGAAGGAAAAAGUAUGGCUCUGUCCACAGUAAAGCUGCCCACACCUGAAGUAGGGAUCAGUGCUGAGUAUCAGAAUACUUUUAACAUCUUCUGUAGCCUUGGAGAAGUCCUAGUCUAAGAUGGCAUGCAGAGUAGGGCGGUGAGAAGAUUGGAAGUACAGGCCAGGCAUCCUCCCAAUACAUUCAGGUAGCAGCUUCCUUUUGUAAGCUCAUCCCAGGUAUCUGCCCGAGUGCAUGGCCUGCACAGCUGUUCCCAGCAGAGCUGCUGCUGCUGCCGCCUCCACGCAAGCACUAAAGCACCGUCCCAAAGCAGCUCAGGGAGGGCACCUUACAAAGUAUCUGUUCAAAUGCUUUAGAGAAUGAGAUUCACUACAUACACAAGGUUAAAUCUCAAAAAUGAAAAAAUCAAUUCAGAAAAGCAUAGGCCAAUGAAUUAAAAUUACAUAAUUGUAGGAAUAAGCUCCUGCUGUUAUUGGCUAUCAUAUAUUCCAGUAACCAAUAAAGACUCCACACACUACUCCAUCAUGACUUGGUAGGAUUUGCUCAUUUGGAGGCGUUGGCAGUGAGGAAUAGCUAGUGUGGAGCUUUUACAAGUGCUGAUAAAAGACUCCAAGUUGAGCUCUACUCCUGGUGUCACUGGGAAUAUGUCCAUUUGCUUUCCUGGCAACAAAAUCAAUUUGGUUUACUAUUGCCUUCUCCUAGGAUGGUUGACUCCUAAUCCAAAGCCCCAGUACUUCCAAGUGGUCUCCUCCAAGUGCCAAUCAAGACCAAUCUUACUUAGCGUUUUCAAGAUCAACCAGAUGUUGCCACCUGCUGUGGCAUUAGCACAAAGUACUUUGCUUUCUCUGCAACCUGAGGCCCCCCAUUCUGUAAAGGGGGCUCACAGUCUAUGUAUAUACACUGGACGUCUUAAUGUACAUUUCAGUUUCUGUAUUUUUGUACCCUUUGAAGUACAGCAGUGAAUCGCAGAAGUGCCUUUUUAAGCAGUAGACCAUGAAAAGCAAAUUCUCGUUCUGCCCUAAACUGAAGCAAUACAUCCUUGUAAACAAUCUUUGAGUCACGAGCCAUAGAGAUUUUUGGAGAGAGCCAAGGACUACCAUGUAAUUUCCACAAGGUUUAGUUUUUUAAAAAAGUGCUUUGUAGUAGUUUAAGGUAUGUAAGCUUAACCAAAAACAUAAUGCAAAUUAUUGCCAGUCAAAAAAUCAGAAUUGGAGAGAAACUAGAGGUUGAGAAAGAAAGAUCUGCAGGCUGUAUGGAACUCAAGAUUUUCUACCUUGUGAUAUGUGCAUAAAGCCAUACAUUGUUUCAAAUAGUCAUGUCGUACAGGAGUUUAGUCUGGAUACUGUAGCCCAGGAUCCAAACCAAAAAGCUAUAAUCAAGGCCAUUAUGCUUGAUCUCAGCAACCCACACUAUCCUCAUGAGUUCAUACAGAAGCCUGCAAAGAAUACAGAACCUCAAGAAUCAAUAAUUGGAUAGGCAUGUGAAACCACCACCUGCUAAAGUCUGGUCAGUUAGCUAUGGCACAAGAUGCACUGCGGCUAUUUUCCAACCUGGAAUGGGCAGUAGGGGUGAAGAUACCCUGUACAAUAUACAGGAUUAAGUGAACAAGUUGCCCCCAAAAAACAAAUACAAUCCUUUCUGUCCAGCAGGGGGAAGAAUGAGAGCACACAUUCUAGAAAAGUGAGGAGAGACAUUUUACUGGAGAUAGGAAUUGGAACCACACUAAUGAAUUUUUGGUCACAAGAUUGGUCCUAAGUGUACAAGAUAUUCUGCAUUUAACAAAAACCAUGUAUUUGAAGCCAGAAGCCAGUCAAUUAGAGCCUAUGGAUCAGAUUCAAUUUUAGGUUAGGUUCAAACAAUAAGCCAUGGUUUUUAAAUAAUUUGCUGAAACAGACUGUCGCUCACCUAGGCAAAACAAAGCAUUUUAUGGCUUCUCAUAAUAGCAAAUCCAGUUCAA